CACUGGAAUUAGUGGAACAGCAUCUUCAUAAGAUUUGUGACAUUUGUCACGUCUUUAUGUCUUUUCAGUAAUCCAGUUUUUUGUUUAAAUUGGUUUAAAGUUUUAUAAUGUUCAUACAAGUGUAGUUAAUUGUUAUAACUUGUGAUUAAAUAGCGCUUUGUACCUUUCCCGUCCGUGACUGAUUCGGUGUAAUAGUGAGUGUGAUCUUCUACAAGAAGCUGAGAAAUGAGUGAUUCGCCACCAAGUCCCUCUGGCGCAGAUAACCAGAAUUAUGAGCCCAUUCCCGAGCACUCGCCAUGCCAGCCGGAUAGCACGGAUCUUCGUGUGCGUCUGUCAGAGGUGCACAGCAAUCAGUGCGUGAUACUGGACAGUCUGUCGGAGAUCAACUGGCGCUUCGGAGACGCUGGAAGCACCUUCGAUCUGGACGCUGAAGCGGAACGCGCCAAACAAUAUUUGCAGAAACUGUGCACCAUCCGCCAGAAUAUGAGCGUUAUACAGAACAAGCUGACACGCCUGCAGGAGCGCGCCUACAAAAUCAAGCAGUUUAAGGAGAAGGAAUACACGGGCGCAUACCGGAAUUGGCUGUCGGAUUUGGAAUAUCAGCGCCAUUUGACAGCGAAAUUCGAACCUGCAGCCAGACGCAGCAACGAUACUCUUCCUAAAGCUCAGCAAUAAAUUUUCCAUAAGAUAUUGUGGAGUUUUGCUCAUUCCACGAAGAAGCCACACGAUUUUCCCCAGAUUCAAUUCCAUAAUAUUGUUCGUUUUGUACAUCAAGUGAAGAUAACUGCCAUUUUGUUCCUGUUCCAACUCAUGGGCACAUCGGACGUAUGUCUGGACUCUGGAGUGUGCCUGCUGAACUACGAACGAACGAAUAACGACCAAGUUGGACCAACUGCCUUUUCUUUGCUUGUGACAUGUGGUACUUUUGUUCCGUCUGUUUUUUUCUAACUAUGCUUUUCCCCACCCUGUGAUACAUCUUAUUGCUUUAUACGAUCAUAUUUUUAUAUUUUUCCAGUUUUCAGUUGGUUGCGUUUUAUGUGAUAUAUUUGAGUAAUGGUGCAACUUGAUAGUGACGAUGAAAUAACAGUUAGUAAUUUCUGA
Paramacrobiotus metropolitanus is the source of this 1101-nucleotide messenger RNA. RefSeq lists its product as uncharacterized. The record is from RefSeq and is a predicted model, not a curated record. Bases 226 to 675 code for a protein of 149 amino acids. NCBI's taxonomy places the organism in Eukaryota, Metazoa, Tardigrada, Eutardigrada, Parachela, Macrobiotidae. Gene Ontology annotation, biological process: intracellular transport. The transcript has 2 exons. Gene Ontology annotation, cellular component: transport vesicle; BLOC-1 complex; extrinsic component of membrane.